UGGCAAUACUUGAUUCUUAUUAGUCUGAUAAUUUAGCAAACAGAUAAUUAUAAAUCUUCUUUUUUUAAUAUAAAUCUAAUGUUUUUUUGCGUUUUAUUAAUAUUUAAUUAGAAAGAUCGUCUAAUACGCCAGAGAAACUGGACUGAGGACAACUAUGGAUUCGGACUUGUCCGGGGCAGAUUUCUGUCGGUUCUGUAGAUCAGAAGCAUCUUCAGACCGACCCCUGUUCCAUCCCUGCAUAUGCACUGGCUCUAUAAAAUGGAUUCAUCAAGAAUGUCUAGUACAAUGGAUGCGGUACUCACGAAAAGAAAUUUGCGAGCUGUGUGGUCAUCGGUUCUCCUUCAUGCCUAUCUAUUCGCCCGAUAUGCCUCGACGACUGCCGAUAAGGGACGUGAUGGGUGGUUUGGUCACCUCCGUGGCGUCGGCUGUGAAAGAUUGGCUACAUUACACUCUGGUGGCCCUUGCCUGGCUGGGUAUCGUUCCACUAACCGCUUGUAGAACUUAUCGAAGCUUGUUUUCGGCUUCCUUAGAUCCAGUUAUAUCCCUGCCAUUUGAUAUAGUAUCGGCUGAGAAUCUUGCUAAAGAUGUUUUCUCUGGUUGCUUUGUUGUGACAUGUACUUUAUUCUCGUUCAUUGGCCUCGUUUGGCUCAGAGAGCAGAUAAUGCAUGGUGGCGGCCCUGACUGGAUGGAGAGAGAGAACUUACCUGCUCCUCCUCCAGAAGAAGCCCCAUUGCCUGAAAAUAACAAUGACCGAGUCAAUGAAGUUCCUGGAGAGGAAGGAGCAGAGAGAGAGGAAGGAAUUGGUGAUGCAGGGGAAGAUGCUCUAGUAGGAGAUGAGGCAAAUUGGAAUCCUAUGGAUUGGGACCGAGCAGCAGCUGAGGAAUUAACAUGGGCUCGUCUUCUUGGUUUAGAUGGCUCUAUGGUGUUUUUGGAACAUGUGUUUUGGGUUGUAUCAUUAAAUACAUUGUUUAUUCUGGUGUUUGCAUUCUGCCCAUACCACAUAGGGAGACUGGGAGCUGCCCUUGCUGGUUUGACUGCAGAGGGUCCGUUUGCUGGCCCGCUGACAGCUCUGUCUGGGUAUGUGUUGGUGGGAGCAAUACUAGCAGUGUUACAUGGUAUAGCAUCAUUGUUACAUCUCAGAAGUGCAAAGAGGACCUUGGGUUUCUGCUAUGUUGUCGUAAAGGUGGCCCUCCUGUCUGUUGUGGAGAUUGGUGUAAUACCACUUGUGUGUGGUUGGUGGUUGGAUCUAUGCUCGCUCUCAAUGUUUGAUGCGACCCUUAAAGACCGGGAGUCAAGUCUCCAUGCAGCACCUUGGACAUUAAUGUUCAUACAUUGGCUUGUCGGCAUGGUGUACGUUUAUUACUUUGCAUCAUUCAUCUUACUACUAAGAGAGGUACUUCGUCCCGGUGUGCUUUGGUUCUUGAAGAAUUUGAAUGACCCUGACUUCAGUCCUGUGCAGGAAAUGAUACAUCUUUCAGUAUGGUCGCAUAUUAGACGUCUUAUUGUAUCUGCAAUGAUAUUUGGUACAGCUGUACUCUUUAUGCUGUGGCUACCGAUAAGGGUCAUCAAAUACGUUCUACCAGGAUUCCUUCCGUAUGCAGUGGCUGUGCACACUGAAGCACCCGUGAAUGAAUUAAGCUUGGAAUUGUUAUUACUACAGGUGAUUCUGCCAGCUCUGUUGGAGCAGUCGCAUACGCGCAAGUGGCUGAAGGCCGGUCUGCGUGCGUGGUGCGCCUGCGCUGCCGCCCUGCUCGGUCUGCGAUCAUACCUGCUGGGAGAGGCGGCGAGGGAUGAACCCAACCCGCCUCCUCAUCCUCCACAUCAGCUUGGCGCUGCACAUCAGGCGCUGGUGUGGCGCGAGGGCCCGGCUGGCUUCGAGCCGUACUCGCGCGUCUCCUGGUUCCCUCUGCGACUGGCUGUCCUGAUGCUGCUCGUCUCACUGUCACUGAUUAUGGCCAGUGCACUCACCUUGGUGAUUCCAGUGGCGAUUGGUAGGAAAGUGAUGGCUCUGUGGCUACCUAAGGCAUCGGACGGAGUGCAUGAACUUUAUACAGCUGCUUGCGGCAUGUACGUGUGCUGGGCGGCGGGGCGCGGCGGCGCGCUGGCUGCGCGCUGGGCGCGGCGCGGGCGCGCGGCGCUGCUGCGGCGCGCUGCGCUGUGGACGCGGCGAGCAGCGCGCGCGGCACUCGCAGCACUCGCGCUGCUCGGACUAGUCCCGCUGAUGUUCGGACUACUGCUGGAAUUGGUGCUGGUGAUCCCGCUGCGCGUGCCGCUGGAGCAGUCGCCGGUGCUGUUCGUGUGGCAGGACUGGGCGCUGGGUGUGCUCUACACCAAGAUCCUGUGUGCUCUCACUAUGAUGGGACCGGACUGGGCGAUGCGCCGCGCGAUAGAGAAAGCCUACAGGGAUGGCAUUAGAGAGAUGGAUUUGAAGUUCAUCCUGCGCGCGGUGGCGGCGCCGCUGGUGCGGUGGCUGGGGCUGGCGCUGGCGGUGCCGUACGCGCUGGCGCACAGCGCGGCGCCGCUGCUGCUGGCCGCGCCGGCGCAGCGCAACCUGCUGGCGCGCCGCGUCUACCCCGCGCUGCUGCUGCUGCUGCUGCUCGCCGCGCUCGCACUCUUCCAGAUCCGGCAGUUCAAAAAGUUGUACGAGCACAUCAAGAAUGAUAAAUACCUCGUGGGCCAGCGUCUCGUCAACUACGACCAUCGGCGGCACAAACAACAGCGCACCACCGUCGCUUCGACCAACUAAGACCGUCAGAGACCGUCUCAGACCGCCGGAGACUGUCUCAGAUCGCUACAGACCGUCUCAGACCGCCAAAGACCGUCUCCGAAAUUCUGAGAUCGGUCGAGACUGACCCUAGAUAAAAUUUAUACUUAGUAAUUUUAACCAUACUGUCUUAACAAGUUUGAACACCCUUUGUAUCGCAAUUAUCACUUGUAUCUAUUCAAGAUACAAGUUAUACAAAAAUAUACAUGAUACAACUAUCUCAUCAUGAUAACAUCUUUUAUAUACAAAAUAAUGAAGGUUCCCUUGAUAGGAGACUUUCAAGUGUAUUUUAAUAAAAUAUCACUUGUGUAUAUCUCGUGUAUACAAGAAUAUAACAUCGUGGUAUCAAGUAUGCUGUAUAUUACGUAUUUAUUAAAUAUAUUCUCCCAAAACGCAAGCAAAAUACGUACUAACUACGUCAUAUAUUAAUAUUCGUGAGAUAAAUGAUACAGAAAUAAUUAAAAUGAUUUUUGUAUCCCGUUUGUAUAAACUUGCGAUAAGCCAAAUGUAUCAUUGAGUCUACAUUUAGCUUUUAUUCUUAGUAAUUUUUCUUUCAAACUUAAUAAAACUUGGUUAAUAUGACAGUAGUAUAUUGUAGCUGUGUUUUUUUUUAUAGAAAUUGGGAAAAAAUAACUCGUUAACGCAACAUCGAGAAGAAUGUAUACCAUUUUGUGAUUGUAAAUAAUUUUCUUUGGAAUGUAGAUAAAAAUUGCGCCACAGACUAUGAAUUAGGUAUUAAAUGCAAUUGCAUUUUUAACAUUUAUUAUAAUUGGUGUGUUAAAAGUCCCGAUCAGUGAAAUCUCAUCCAUAUUGGAGAUUAUUAGUAAAACAAUUUUAUUCUAAUUAAUAUUCACUGUAAAUCCGCCUGGCAUGUAAAUAAAAAAAAUCUAUUUUUUUAAUAUUAAAAGCAGUUAAUAAUGUGAAGGAAAAGUAACAAAUGAAUGGAAAAAUAUUAGAAAAUUGAAACUAAAACGAUUUUUACAUAAAAAUUCGUACUUUGACCCUUCCUCGUGUGAUAUGUGAUGAGGCCACAUUCACAAAAAACAUUAAAAGUAUCAAAAUGUAUUACAUCAGUGAGAAAGUAUACUCUUAAUAUAUUAUUUUAACUUCACUCUUUGGUGAUUUUUCAAAAAUUUUUCAAGCCUCAUUUGAUUCAUUGACCAUUAACCUUGAUAAAAAAACAUGUUUUUUGAUACAACAAUUUCUAGUAUAUUAUGGUUUAGGAAUUGAAAAAAAAUGACUUCUGUCAGGGAAUGGAUUGUUCUAGAUCAUUGAUCGGGAUUUUAUAUACAGGAUGUAAUUUAAUUACUUUCCUUAUAUUGCUAGUUGUCGAUUAGUGUUUGCUAUAACGUAAUGUACAGUCGCAAUUAUAUUUUUAUUACGAUAUUGCUAGAUUAGAUUAUAGGCAUGUAUUUUCGUCAAUUUUGUAAUCGACGGAUAUGAGAUAUUUGUUCGCUAUUCUUUCUUUACUUUUAGACAACACAUUUAAUUGAUUCUGUCGCUUUAAACUCAGAGCAACACUUCUCGUCAGGAUUCAGGUUACGCGCCAAACCAUACUUCUAGUGACAUUGACAGCUGUCAGCUAGGGACGUGACGUUCAUGCCGAUAAUCUAGAGUUGCGCCAACUC
Molecule: messenger RNA, 4392 nt
Organism: Papilio polytes (common Mormon)
Lineage: Eukaryota; Metazoa; Arthropoda; Insecta; Lepidoptera; Papilionidae
Product: E3 ubiquitin-protein ligase MARCH6
Exons: 11
Coding region: 155-2746 (863 amino acids)
Cellular component (GO): endoplasmic reticulum membrane
Molecular function (GO): zinc ion binding
Source: RefSeq, a predicted model, not a curated record